UCAGUUGUAGGUUGUAACAUGAACUUAGUUUCAUAAAGAACAUGACAUCACUUGUGUCCAUCCAUGUUCCAUGGUUUAUGCAUCUGGAGUUAUGGAGAAAUUCUUUGGUUUUGCUUCAUCCAUAUUUGGACUGCUUUGUUACCUCUGUUUUUUCCAAAUGUCAUGUGGCGUUUCUGGUUUUGGCCAUCAUCUCUGUUUACUCAUUCUAUUUUGAUAAAGAUGUGACGGGAAACCGGAUGCAUAGAGCCUAGUUUCUCAUGUGGCGUUUGCCAUGAUGUCACUGAGUUUUCAAGGCAGUUUCGUUGUGGAUAUACUGUAUUUAUUUCUAGGAUUUUUGACAACACAACUCAUGAAGAUAAAACUCUUGUUGGUUUUGUUGGAAUAUAUAUCAGUUAUUUCCUUAUUCACCUUGGAUCCUCUCUAGCUGUGCUACAAGAAAAGGAAAAUCAGCAUUAUGGUCCUUAAGAUCUAAAUUAUGUGCGCAUUCAAGUAGAUUCAGUAGAUCCAAUCAACUCAACACUGGUAAUGUUUUUUUUUUUUCUGAAGAAAGAGAGCUCAACACACUAAAGUGGAGCAACCAAACAAGAAAACAACAAAGAAACCAAAAAUAUAAAACUAUAGGGUACAAUCCGUUGUCAUCUCCGGCAUUGUCAUCAACAACCAAACGGAUCAAUGCCACACCAUUCGUUGUAAUUCAGAAAGGACUUAAUCUUGAUUCCAUCAACACCUGUCUCAGAUCUCUGGAAAACUCUAUUAUUCCGUUCUAACCAAAUAUGUUCCAGAUCACCGCAAAGAAUCCUAUCAGCCACCUCUUUUACUCAGAAUUACAACCAGACACUUCAAUUCAACUCUCAAACAGUUCUUUGACAGUUUCUGGAAUAGCCCAAUCUCUAUCUACACCCGUCAACUAAGCGCACCACACCUGUCAAGUAAAUUCAUAGCCAAGAAAUAAAUGGUGCAUACAUUCUAUUUCCUUUUUACACAAAAGUAGCAUACUCAGUCGCUCUUUAGUGUUUAUCCUGCCUACUAAAACAAACCACGCAAAGAGUUCAACUCUUGGAGGAACCAAUCCUCUCCAAAUGGCACUAGAGAAACUGUAGCUUGUGAUGUCCUCCGGGAGAGUCUCUUUCUGUAGCACCUGCACAAAUGAGUUAGUAGAAUAGAUACCAGUUUUUUCAAAUUUCCAUACAAUUGUAUCCUCUCUGGUAGGCGACAUUCUCACUAGUCACAAUCGGUCAUCAAGUUGAUUGAGCAACUGAAGUUCCCAUUGGAAUAACUCUUUCCUCUACUAAAAGUUCCACACCUAGUGUAUCCCAUCCCAGAACCCACAAUCCCUUAUGAUGAAACCUUUUUUAUUUGAAAUGGAGAAGAAUCUCGGAAAACUAUCUUUCAAUGGACCACUUUGUAGCCAAUCAUCCUCCCAGAAACGAAUAUGUCUACCAUUUUCCACCUCCAUUGCCAAACCCCUAAUCAUCAUAUCUUUUGCAUGUGGCUCUUUAAUAUUACGCGGACAAAUAUCUUUUCACGGGCCAUCUCUUAACAGUAAUGGCUGUUUUGACAACAUUACAGAAGAGUUCAAAUGAUUACAAGAACAUACAAUCUUCUUCCACAACGGACAAUCUUCCUUGGAAAAACGACACCACCACUUGAACAGAAGCGAUGCAUUUCUGAUGGUCGAUGGAGCUAAAUCAUUGGUCUUCAUUCUCCGUGGAGAUGGUUUUGCUAUUGGAGCUUGUAGAAAGAAAGUUGAAGGCCAAGUCCAAGAACUUCAUGGACCCUGCUCUGCGGCUGCGUUUUCAUGAUGGAUAACACGAGGUAAAUCGAAGACAACAGUUCAACAAUCCCUUGAGUUAUAACACAGACGCUCAUGGAGUAAGGUUUCUGGAAUUUCUGAACUUGGAUAACAUUGAGUCACUGGCUCUUAAUAUUGUUGCUAAGUCAAUGAAAGAGAAGCUUAGUUCCUUCACUGCGCGUUUCAAGAAGAUAUGCCAUGUUCAAUCUACAUGGUGUGUCCUUAGCUUGAAGCUUAGGGAAGAAAUAAUUACAUCCCUAGAAAUCAAUGAACUAGACUAGAUUUUGGACUGUACUUUAUUUAUUAGUCAACUUAAGUCGGCUUAAGAAAUUACCAAGUAACGGAGUUACCAUUAUAUUUGUUUAUUCAGCAUGCCUUUGACUAUUGAGACAUGAAAAAAUGAAAGGGGACAGGAAACAUAAACUAUGUAACAUGCAUAUAAAAAUGACUAUGGCCAAGAACAAGAUGACAAAACUUAGUUGCAGCAUACUCUUCAUGCCGGCAACUACUACUCCAAGUAAAAAAUAUAUGUAUUUAAAAAUUAUUGUGUAACUUUCCUUUGAAGGUUUCUCUGCAAAGGGUAGUGCUACCUGAAAUGGUCUCUCUUGGUGUUUUGGAAAGACUAAAAAGCACUUGUUAGUUGUUACUUGGAUUCUUUCACAGAGAAUAUGACACCUCUAUCUGUCCAAAUUCCAAGUUGGCUUAUGCACCAAAAGCUAUGGAGAUUCCUUGGUUUUGCUUCAUCCAUAGUUGGAUUACUCUGUUACGCUCUUAGUACAUCCUUCAACUUUCUAUUCGGAAAAUGGAACUUGGCGAAAAUCUCUAUUUACAUUGUUUUCAGUCUUAUAAUCUGCCUUGCCACUUUCUUUGCCAAGGUAUGGCAAUACUCUGCAAGUCUCCGAUUAAGAGCUCACAUGACAUUUUUAGUUCUGACCGUUACUUCUGUUUACUCAUUCUUUUUCGAUAAAGCUGCGAAUGGGGAUCCGGAUGCAUAUAGCAUAGUUUCUUGUGCUUCUUUUGCUAUAAUGUGGUUUAGUUUGUCAAGACAAAUUCAUUGUGGAUUUGAGGUAGACAUGUUAUAUUUCUUUCUGGGAGUUCUCAUAAUACAACUGAUGAAGAUAAGAUUCUUGUUGAGUAUAGUUGCGAUAUGUUUCAGCUAUUUCCUCAUCAUUCUUCGAUCCUCUCUAGAUGCAUCAACAGUCACAGAGAGUGAAUAUUUGGAACUCCAUGACCAAAAUCAUGUGUCAAUUCAAGUGGAAUCUGAUUCACAACAAUCCAACAUUCAUAGAAUCAUCAUGACAAAACUCAUGGAUUGUGUUGAGGCGCUUCAGAAGAGAAAAGCUGCACUAGUGCAAACCAUUUUUGAGGAAUACAAUAAUGCUACUAAUAACACUAUGUUGGUGACUGAUUACAAUUUCUUGCUUGAUACGCUACCACAGGGAGUUGUAAAUGACCUUCAUGAAGCUGUCAAAUCUGCAGUGGCUUUUGGAUUGGUGAAGGAAUGCUCUGAUGCCUACAUCGAUUGCCGGAGGGAAUUCUUGGAGGAGUGUCUAGCAAGAUUGUUGGAGUUGGACACUGUCAAGAUUGACCACCCUAACACACUACCAACUCCAUAUUUCAUGGUUAAGAGAUGGGCUGAAACCUGCAAUGUUGCAUUCAGAAUACUGUUCCCAUUCGAAAGACGACUCUGCGAUCGUGUCUUCUUUGGGCUACGCUCAGUUUCUGAUGUUUGUUUUGCAAAUAUUUGCCGGGAAUCCGCGACUCAGCUGUUAAAUUUUGCUGAAGCCUUUACAAGUACAUUGUUUUGUGAUAGCCUCACUAUGUUCUUGGUGAAGGAAGCUAUUACAAUCCAGAACAACUUGAGAGAAGCAAUAGAGGGUUGUUACACGGAGGUGAAGAAUAUGAUUUUCCGUAGUAAGAAGGCUAAGUUUGUUUUUCCCAAUGGCGGAAUUCAUCCAUUAACAAUGGAUGUCCUGGCAUAUGUCGAGUUAUUUUGCGAGCCAUUUUUACAAAAAUAUGUGCAGGGUUCUGAUAGAGCUGGAACAUCGUUUUCAUUCUCUGUGGAGAUGGUUUCUAUGUUGAAGAUUUUAGAGAGAAAACUGAGAACUAAAUCCAAGAACUACAAGGAUCCUACUUUGUGCUAUUUCUUCAUGAUGAUUAAUAGAAGGUACAUACAAAACUUUGUAAAACAACGGCAUUUCGUAACCCAUUUGAGCAAUGAUUGGGUCCAAAAUAAUACACAGAAAGCUGAGCAAAACCUUGAGCUCUAUUACAAAAGCUCAUGGAACAUGGUGGUUGAUUAUCUGAAGCUGUACAACGAUGAGAAGAUAUGCACUCUUCAAUCUACAUGGUUUGUUGGUAAAGAGCAACUUAGGAAAGAAAUAAUAACAUCCGUAGAGAACAUGUUGCUUCCAGCAUAUGGAAACUUCAUUGGGAAGUUCCAUAAUGUUCUUGCUGCAGAUGCAUAUGAGUAUAUAGAGUACGGAAUGUUUGAUAUACAAGCUCGACUUAACGGAAUCUAUAUUGUAAUAAUAAGAUUAGUCAAACCCAAGUCAACUGAAGAUGUUCCUGGAAGGGGAUAG
Molecule: messenger RNA, 4374 nt
Organism: Arachis ipaensis
Lineage: Eukaryota; Viridiplantae; Streptophyta; Magnoliopsida; Fabales; Fabaceae
Source: RefSeq, a predicted model, not a curated record